Selaginella moellendorffii is the source of this 2960-nucleotide messenger RNA. Its product is annotated as endo-1,4-beta-xylanase A. Gene Ontology annotation, biological process: carbohydrate metabolic process. The transcript is spliced from 8 exons. Bases 165 to 2888 code for a protein of 907 amino acids. The record is from RefSeq and is a predicted model, not a curated record. Gene Ontology annotation, molecular function: hydrolase activity, hydrolyzing O-glycosyl compounds. Lineage: Eukaryota; Viridiplantae; Streptophyta; Lycopodiopsida; Selaginellales; Selaginellaceae.
GGAGAGAGGCUGGAGCGUACGUGUCGCUAGCCAACAUUUACUACACUAUGCGAGAACAAGAGCAAAGCAGCACAGUGUCGUCAUCAUAGGGCUUCUUGCGAGUUGCUGGCCGGGCUCCAAUUGGUGCUCGGCGACGAAUCAAGAUCCGCCAUUGCUGUGGUGGCAUGAGGAGUUUUCUAGCUUCCAAGCUGAAGCGGCAGCCAGAAGGUGCUGGAGCUGCAGGAGCUGCGGGAGCUAUGAGGGACGAGGACAUUAUCAUCAAUGGAAACUUCGACAGUGGAUUAGAGGGCUGGAGGGCCUCGUAUGGAUGCAAAGUUUCGCUCUGUGAUCCGAACGCGCUACAAGGGAUCCAGCCUCGCGGCGGUGAGUUUGUGGCUGUUGUGUCGGGGAGGACGCAAGGGUGGCAAGGGAUUGAGCAGGAUAUCAGUGAACGGGUUAAGCCAGGCAUCAAGUAUGAAGUUCUUGCGUUCGUCAGUGUGGCUGGAGUUUCCGAAGCGGAUGUUCUUGCUACCGCGAAACUGGAAAAGAAGGAUUCUGAUACGAAAUAUAUGCAGCUUGGGAGAGCAAGAGCUUCAAGAGGCACUUGGACAAGAAUACAAGGACCGCUGCUUCUAAACGAAAGUUUUGACAAAGUCUUGGUGUACUUGGAAGGACCGCCUGCUGGAAUUGAUAUUUUAGUCGACAGCGUGAGCAUCACCACACAAAGUUCUGGCAUAGUGCCUGGGAAACAGGAUUACUCGGACGUGCCCGACACUUCCCCCAGUGAUUCGGUCAUAAAGAAUGCUUGCUUUUCUCGGGGUUUGCAAGGGUGGUCUGCAAGAUCGUGUACACUUACACUGGAUGAUCCUCAUGUCUCCCCCUGCACAGGAGAUCACUUUGCAAUAGCAUCGAAUCGAACACAGACAUGGCACGGAAUCGAGCAAGACGUAACGGGACGCUUGUCUGCGAACAUCAUGUAUGAUGUGAGGGCUACUGUUCGCAUCCGUGGAGGCCUUUCACGAGCGGAAGUUCUAGCGACUCUGUACAUUCAAAAGUCCAACAUGCAAGAGCAAUACAUGACCAUUGGAAGGACAACUGCUUCAGCCGAAAGCUGGUCGAGUUUGCAAGGCUGCUUUACCAUCCAUAGCAUGCCGAAACGAGCUGUGAUUUUCCUUGAGGGUCCGGCACCUGGUGUUGAUAUUCUGGUUGAUUCAUUCUCUGUGUGUCCAGCAAAGAAACCCGAGCCAAGCCCUCCGCCGUCUUUCCAGAAUCCCAUGUUCGGCAUCAAUAUUGUAGAGAACUCGGAUCUCCACAAGGGACUGUCGAGCUGGUUUUCAAUGGGAUCAUGCUCCCUUCGUGUUGCAACUGGUGCACCGAAAAUUCUUCCACCGUCCGCAAAGCUGUCUCUGGAGUUCCACCCAGAGUUUAGCGGAAACUACAUCGUUGCAACAAACAGGAAGUUCGGAUGGGAAGGUCCUGCUCAAAAACUCACGGAGAGAAUCCAGCUCUUCCUUCCUUACCAAGUCUGUGCCUGGGUGCGCAUCGGUGGAAGCAGCCAGUCUCUUGCGAGAGUAAACGUGGCUCUCUCCGUGGACGGGCAAUGGAUGAGCGGUGGCGAAGUAGAUGCAAGCCCGAGCUCCUGGACAGAAGUAGCGGGUUCUUUCCGGCUUGAGAAGAAGCCUUCGGAAGUCAUGGUUUACGUUCAGGGUCCUGACGCAGGUGUUGAUAUCAUGGUGGCAAACCUCCGGAUUUUUUCAGUGAAUCGCAGCGAUCAAUACGCCGCUCUGAAGAAGCAAGCUGACCAGGUUAGGAAACGCGACGUGGUGCUUCGAAUCAAAAGCGAUAAGUCUGGCACUCCUCUACGCCUACAAGUCAAGCAAAUAUCCUCGAGCUUCGCGCUGGGAGCUUGCAUCAACCGCAUCAAUCUGGAAAACACCAAGUACGUGGACUACUUCCUCAAGACUUUCAACUACACGGUGUUUGAGAACGAGAUGAAGUGGGGAUGGACAGAGCCCGAGCAGGGAAAGCUCAACUUCAGAGAAGCGGACGAGCUCUGCAAGUUCUGUGCCGAUCACAAGCUCCCUGUCCGAGGCCACUGCGUGUUCUGGGAGGUGGAGCACUGCGUCCAAGGCUGGUUGAAGAAACUUAGCAAGGAGAAGCUCCAAGCAGCAGUGGAGAGCCGCAUAGAAAAGCUGGUGUCGCGAUACCGGGGCAAGUUCCAGCACUACGACGUGAACAACGAGAUGCUACACGGGGAUUUCUACAAGAGCAGGCUGGGUGACGAGGUCCACGCCAACAUGUUCAAGCAAAUCCAUCGUCUGGAUCCCUUGGCCAGGCUCUUCGUCAAUGACUACCACGUCGAAGAUGGUCGAGAGGCGAACUCCUCGGCUCGGAGAUACGUCCAGCAAAUCGACAGUUUGAUCGCGCAAGGUGCUCCAGUCGGUGGUAUCGGCGUCCAAGGCCAUGUCGACGUUCCCGUGGGGCCGAUUCUUCGCGGCUCGCUGGACGAGCUCGCGAUGCUGGGACUUCCAAUCUGGCUCACGGAGGUGGACGUGUGUUCGAGCAACGAGCACGUCCGAGCGGACGACUUGGAGGCUGUGCUGCGCGAAGCGUUUGCUCAUCCGGCGGUGGAGGGAGUGGUGCUGUGGGGAUUCUGGCAGGGGUGCUGUAGAUCAGAUGGCCACCUUGUGGAGGUGGAUGGGACGCUGAACGAGGCUGGGAAGAGGCUGGAAGCUCUGAGAGGAGAGUGGCGGACGGAGCUCUCUGGCUCCACGGACAAGGAAGGGAAGUUUGCGUUUCGCGGGUACUUUGGAAGCUACAAGGCCUUGGUCGAGAAGAGCGGUGGAAAGAAAGUGGAAGUGAGCUUCGAUGUGAGCCAAGAUACAAACACCAUAGAGUUACGCCUGUGAUCGCAAAUCCUUGGAGUGCAAAGUUGUGAGCAGUUCGAUAAAUUCAAUAAAAAAUAAAAGUUUAUACAAAAA